Messenger RNA from Chaetura pelagica (chimney swift), 324 nucleotides. Its product is annotated as chromosome unknown open reading frame, human C17orf58. The record is from RefSeq and is a predicted model, not a curated record. NCBI's taxonomy places the organism in Eukaryota, Metazoa, Chordata, Aves, Apodiformes, Apodidae. The transcript is spliced from 2 exons. The coding region runs from base 34 to 324 and encodes 96 amino acids.
ACGCUGCUGGUGAACAGCGAGGGGCUGUACAAGAUGAGCCGCCUGUACGUCACCCCCGACGGCUUCUUCUUCCGAGUUCACAUUCUCGUUGUGGACACUUUGAACUGCAGGAAACCGUGUCCAGACUUCAAACUUGGCAACAGAUACAUCGUGAUGGGUCAGAUCUACCACAAGAGACGACAGAUCCCUGCGGAGCUGCUGCCGCUCCUGCGCGGGCGCCUCAGGCCAGGGGAUGGUUUGCUUGGGAGCAGCAGCAGCUACGUGAGGAGAUUCAACAGAAGGAGGAACCACAAGGUGCAGGGGGCUCACAACACAUGCAGAUAA